AUGUUUCGUGUUGCAGUAUCUCGAAAUUUGAUUCGAUUGGCCAAACCAUUGGUGGUCGGUCAAAUUGAACGGCAAUUGUGUGAAUUUCGCGUUGUUACAUCGUCAUUGAGCACGUUUUUAAAGCCGUCUACGACAAUAACAACAACAACGAUUUGUCGUGAUUUCUGUUCCGAAUCAUCAGAGCCAAAAAAGAAGAAGAAACAAAAGAAAAAUGCACCAGCCGUUGAUCAUGUUGGACGCUUGGAUCUCCGAAUUGGAACCGUUCUUGAAGUGAACAAAGCACCAGACGCUGAUACACUAUAUUUGACAAAAGUUGAUAUUGGCGGUGAAUAUUUAUCGAUUGUAGCCGGUCUCGCAAAAUGUUUAACCGUUGACGAAUUACUCGGACAGAAUGUUGUAGUUUUAUGUAAUUUAAAACCAUCAAAACUUCGUGGACAUUUGUCCGAAGGUAUGAUUAUGUGCGCAAAAAGUGGCGACACCAUGGAAUUACUUGUACCACCACAAAAUGCAAAACCUGGUGAUUUGGUCUAUUGCGAAAACUACGAGCGCACAAUACCCGAAGCAGCGCGUGACAAAAAGAAAUUAUACGAUCCAUUGGCUGCAGAUAUGCUUACUGAUGACAAAUUAGUUGCCUGCUACAAAGGGUCUUACCUAUAUUUACCGGAAAAAGGAAAUAUCAUCACAAAAUCUCUUAAGAAUGCAAGCAUUCAAUAA
This is a messenger RNA of Contarinia nasturtii (swede midge), 714 nucleotides long. RefSeq names its product aminoacyl tRNA synthase complex-interacting multifunctional protein 1-like. Gene Ontology annotation, molecular function: tRNA binding. The transcript has a single exon. NCBI's taxonomy places the organism in Eukaryota, Metazoa, Arthropoda, Insecta, Diptera, Cecidomyiidae. The coding region runs from base 1 to 714 and encodes 237 amino acids. The record is from RefSeq and is a predicted model, not a curated record.